Messenger RNA from Clarias gariepinus (North African catfish), 1908 nucleotides. RefSeq names its product glycine receptor, alpha 2 (gene glra2). Gene Ontology annotation, biological process: chloride transmembrane transport; nervous system process; chemical synaptic transmission. The transcript is spliced from 9 exons. Lineage: Eukaryota; Metazoa; Chordata; Actinopteri; Siluriformes; Clariidae. The record is from RefSeq and is a predicted model, not a curated record. The coding region runs from base 193 to 1518 and encodes 441 amino acids. Gene Ontology annotation, molecular function: chloride channel activity; transmitter-gated monoatomic ion channel activity; transmembrane signaling receptor activity. Gene Ontology annotation, cellular component: plasma membrane; synapse; neuron projection.
UCGGUGUUUCCUCUGUCUCUCUCUGUCUGUCCCUGUCUCUGUCUCUCUGUCUCUCUGUCUCUCUGUCCCUGUCCCACCCCGCGGGUGUAUUAACACAAUAAUAUCUACAGUUUUAUUCUUCACUCGGAGUUUUAUCUCUCGCGGGUUUGUUGCGGAUGUUGCGCGUGGGAGUGCGCGUGGACACCGAGCGGAAUGGCGCGCGCGCUGCUCCAGAUGCUCACAGCUGUUCUGGCGCUGGACAUGCAUCAGCUCAGGGUUACAGCAGCAGCGAAGGAGACAGACAGGCGUGGAUCUUCACUCACUAUGUCUCCGUCUGAUUUCCUGGACAAACUCAUGGGGAAGACGUCUGGCUACGACGCGAGGAUACGACCCAACUUCAAAGGUCCUCCUGUAAACGUCACCUGCAACAUUUUCAUCAACAGCUUCGGCUCUGUCACAGAGACCACCAUGGACUACAGAGUGAACAUUUUCCUUCGUCAGACCUGGAACGACCCGCGCCUUGCCUACAGCGAGUACCCGGACUCCUCGCUGGAUUUGGACCCGUCCAUGUUGGACUCGAUUUGGAAACCCGACUUGUUCUUCGCCAAUGAGAAGGGCGCCAACUUCCAUGACGUCACCACGGACAACAAACUCCUGAGGAUCUUUAAGGAUGGAAACGUUCUUUACAGCAUCAGGUUGACACUGAUUCUGUCCUGUCCGAUGGAUUUGAAGAACUUCCCCAUGGACGUUCAGACGUGCACCAUGCAGCUGGAGAGCUUCGGCUACACGAUGAAUGACCUGAUCUUCGAGUGGUUGGAGACGGGGCCGGUGCAGGUUGCCGAGGGCCUGACGCUGCCUCAGUUCAUCAUCAGGGACGAGAAAGAGCUCGGCUACUGCACCAAACACUACAACACCGGAAAGUUCACCUGCAUUGAGGUGAAGUUCCAGCUGGAAAGACAGAUGGGCUACUAUCUGAUCCAGAUGUACAUCCCCAGCCUGCUCAUCGUCAUCCUGUCCUGGGUGUCCUUCUGGAUCAACAUGGACGCCGCGCCGGCUCGAGUCGCCCUCGGCAUCACCACCGUGCUCACCAUGACCACACAGAGCUCCGGCUCCAGAGCCUCGCUGCCAAAGGUGUCAUAUGUGAAGGCCAUAGACAUCUGGAUGGCGGUGUGUUUGCUGUUUGUCUUCGCGGCACUGCUGGAGUACGCCGGAGUGAAUUUUGUCUCGAGGCAGCAGAAGGAUUUUAUUCGCCUCAAACGGAGACAGAGACGAAAUAUCAAGGAGGAGGAGCUCAGAGAGGGGCGUUUUCAUUUCUCGGGCUACGGCAUAGCGACAUGCGUGAAGGACGGCAUGGCGGUGAAAAGUGACGGUGCCGUGCAGCAAACCUCGGUCGAGAACAAUAAGAGGAAGUUUGUGGACCGGGCGAAGAGGAUCGACACCAUCUCCAGAGCGGCGUUUCCCCUGGCCUUCCUCAUUUUCAACAUCUUCUACUGGAUCACCUACAAAAUAAUCCGAAACGAAACCACCGCCAAAGUGUAGCAGCCGAGGGUGAGAGAGAAGCCGCUGUAGCAGCACAUGGUCGAGGAGGAACAGCAGCGAGGGAGCGGCAGGCGCCGGUCGAUUUUAAUCAGGGAUGAAACGCGAGGCCAGGAUUUACAGACGGUUAGCGAACAGCGUGUUCCAGAUGAGAUGAGCGUGAGGAAGAGUCCAGCUCGAUCAGUCAGUCAGUGAGGAACGUCAGCUUUAACUACAAGCGUCUCACAUCUAUAUAGGGUGAACAGUACAGGAAACAGUAACGGGAAAAGCCAUUUAUAAAUCCUCCAUGGACAGGUCACAUGGUCACAUGGUCACAUGACUGGAUGAUGAUGAUGGUGAGCGUUUUUAGCUUUAUUAAUACAACAACAUGACUCUCACUAGGACCGGAAUCAC